GUGAGAGCAACAGACACACAAUGGCUCAACUCCCCUGGAUUCAAGGCUUUUUCUUCAUCAUCCUGCAGCUCACAGCAGCAGCAGCUGAACAAAGAUCUCACUUUGUUGUCAGAGAUGGAGAUGAAGUCACUCUGCCUGCUCAAUGUUUUAGAAACCAGGUGCAAUCCUGUAAUAAAACUACCUGGAUAUUCAGUGGUCAAGGAAAUACAACAGUAACACUGUAUGAAGAUGGAAAGAUUCAUAAAGAUUCCAGAAUUAAAUCAGACAGACUGAGUGUUACAGCAAACUGUUCUCUGGUUAUAAAGAAGAUCUCAGUGGAGGAUGUUGGUCUUUAUGCCUGCAGACAGUUUGACUCAUCAGGACACAACGUAGCAGAAUGGGUGGUUGAUCUGUCUGUUGUUAAAAUGACUGAACAGAAGAUCAGUGAUGAAACCAUCCUGAUCUGCUCUGUGUUGAAACUUGGUGGAUGUUCUCACUCAGUGAAGUGGCUGUAUGAUAAGAAAGAUGAUGAAAAUAUCAGAACCAUAACUCCGCCUCAGUCUGCCUGUUCAGCCACUGUUAGCUUCACAACUUCUCCUCAUGUUUCCACAUCAAAACGUUCUGAGUUAUUCAGAUGUCAAGUUAAACCUGAAGGAAACAUCAAGGAGUUUACCUUCAGGAUUUCACCUCCGAGAGAAAAACCAGGUACGACACGACCAACCAAAGUAACGACGACUUUGACUAGAAUGAAACCAACAAAAGCUAAAGAGACAAUCCAACCCACAACAGGAAGUUAUUCAUCAAACUCUGAAGACUUAUGGAAAUACGUUGCUGCAGCUGUUGGUUCAGUUCUGCUGAUAAUAAUUAUUGCUGCAGCAAUCAGAUGGAGAAAGAUUGAAGGAAACAAAACACAAAUGAAUAAAAACACAAAGUUGGUCCCUGCAGGGUCUCAGGCUGCAGGAGGAUCCAGUCACAACUUGGAUGAUCCUGAAGGUGGUGUCACCUACGCCUCCAUCAGCUACACCAAGAAGACCAACAGAAACAACAAAGUCAUUGAUCAUGAAGAUGAUGAUGAUGGCACAGUGGACUACAGCACAGUGAACUUUUCAUCCUGAGAUGAUCCCAAUAAACUCUUCGCUGCCAUCAACAAACCAAAACACUGAGACAUUUUGUGACUCUACUGUUGGUGACAGUUAUGGUUAAUUCAAACAAGUAAGAAUUCAGAUUACACAUAAUACCAUAUUAAAUUCAAAUAAUUUUGGUCAUACAUUUUUACAUAAAUUUAAAAUUUUACUUUGAUAAUUGUUGUUUUUCUCUUUGAGACCAGAAGAGGGCGCUGUAAGACAAAGAUCACACAAUAUAUUUUAAUCUUUAGUAAAAGAAUAACAAAAUGAGAAAUGUUUAGGAAUUGAAAGUCUGUCGGAUUAUUGAAUAUGACUUCACGUUGUGCACAAGUUGAAAAGUUUUUGUUAUUCAUUCAACUCUCUUUUAAAUCUAUUUAAUAAUUCAUUUUUUCCUUGUGUUAUUUGUCUCGUUUUCAAAUAGUUUGGCUCAGUUUUUGCUGAGCCAGACAGAUUUAUUUGGUUAUUUGAUUCUCUUUACUGUAAUUUAUUGUGUUACUUUUGCUUUUUAAAUUCAUUUUCUAGAGAUUUUCUUUUCUGUUUUAAAUCAUUUAUUAGUGACUUGAUAACAACUUGAGGUAACAAUGUUUCCUCACUGCAUUAUGAAACUGCAAUGAGGGAAAAUACAUCAUUACCUGUUUAAAAAUCUAUGCUGUCCUGUGAUAAUCAAUAUUUUUUUCUGUUUGCACAUUUUUAAAAAAAAAAAACACAAAAAAACAGCGUCACUACUGUCACCUACUGUCAGUUUAAAUGUACUACAUCCUUGCUUGAUUUAUUAACAUCAGUUCUAUUCAUUUAUUUUUAAGGUGUAUUUUCUAUCAUUUUGAAGUUAUUUUUUAUUUUAUUUAAAUGUUUUUUCUGUAUUUUCUCAGUUGCUGUAAAACUGCUCAAAGUUUUGUUUCUGUUUCAAAAGUAUUCAUAUUGAACACAAGGGGGCGCUGCCCACUUUGGUUACCUUCUGCAAGAUUUUUUAUCAUUGCUACAAAUCAACUGUGGUGUAUAUUAACAUAAAAUAUUAGACAUCCCAUUUUAAAUAAACACACAACAUGCAAGCUUUUUAAUGAAUAUACCAUAACUGUUAUAAUAAGACACUUUAUUUUAAGUAUUAAUUCAAAAUUAGUACACAAAAUUUUGAUCAAAUCUGAUGCAGGAUUAAAGUAGAUAAUGUGUGUGUCGAUUUUAAAAAAACAAGAUUAAACAGUUUAGUGUUGAACACAUCAGAUCAUUCUGGCUUAAAAAGGAAGAUGGCAAACAAUGACCAAACCUUUCUGCUUAAAACCACAAUCUGUGGUGUGAAUCUUCACAGCUCGACUGAAGAAGUUAAAAAAUAAGUACAGGAAGUAGAAUGACGAAGGUUUAAGAGCUCAAGUUGUCACUGAGGUUCAGGAAGCAGAGAGACGAUGAAGCAGAGAGGAGCCAUGGUGGAUCCUAUGUGGAGGAAAAUGUUUCUGUUUUUCAUCCUGCAGUUUACAGGAGCUCUGAGCAGAGAUCUGUCUCUCUACUACGCUGUCAGAGCUGGAGAUGACGUCACUUUGUCCUGUGAAAAUGUGAUCGAUGGUCACAGUAACUGUGACCCAACAUCCUGGGUCUACAGUAAAGCAGGUCGACAAGCUGUAGAGUUAGUUAUUCUUGGGCAGGUUAAUGUUAAGGUUACCAGAUCAGACAGACUGAGUGUUUCUGCAAACUGUUCUCUGGUUGUAAAGAAAGUCACAGAUCAGGAUGUUGGUCGGUACACCUGCAGACAGCAUGAGAAACCAGGAGAAGGUCAGGUUGGUUCAGAUGCUGUGGUUCGUCUUUCUCUGGUUCACUUGACAGAACAUGAUGACCAGAACAAGAUAAUAUUAACCUGCUCUGUGGUGACAGAUGAACCAUGUAAACACUCAGUGAAGUGGUUGUAUCUGGGUUACUAUAUGGAUAAAGACAACAAAGAAAUAACAGAAUCAUCAUCUUCCUGCUCUGCUGCUGUCGCCUUCCAGACGUCUAAUUACUUUUACCAGUCAAGGUUUAACAUGUUCAAGUGUGAAGUAAAGACAGAAAAUAAAGUUCAGCUUUUUACCUUCAGCUCUCGUCCAUCAGAGAAAGACAAACCAACAACCACAUCGGCAGUUACAACUAAACCAGACAAAAUACAAACAACUGAGGAAACCAGAGUUACAACUAAACUUGAUGGAACAUCAGCCAUAAGAAUGACAAGUACAAACACUCCAACACGUGAUCCAGAUGUAGAACCAACAGACUGGUGGAGGUUCCUCUCUGGUUCUGUGGGUUUAGCUGCUCUGAUAGCAGCUGUUCUGAUCGUCACCAUUUGGGCCAGAACUAAAGGGAGGAAAACACAUCUGGAUAAAAACACUGUGUGUUAUGAUGAAGAUGAAGCUGCUCUGAACUAUGAAAACAUCAGAACUUCUUCAGUUUGAUCCUCCUGCUUUUCUCAGACUCAGUAGAUCCAGAAGAUCAACAUCAGCAGGUUUAUCUGUUUUAAUGUUAUCUGUUGUAAUAAAAAACUGCUGAAAUAUUAAAAUAACAUCUUAAAAUAAGCAUAAGAAGAGUUUAAUGAGCAGAUUGUUACUUUUCAGAUUAAAUAUCAAUUUUGUUAAUAGGUCAUUCAGAAAAUGAAUUAUUUCCUGGUUUGUGCUGCAGAGCGUCAUGAAUUAAUUAUGUCAUCCUGAUGAGUAAAGCAGUAACUGAACAGUGUGGAGAAUUUUCCUUCUCCAUGCUGAGUUCUUGAUAUAUGAGGUUGAAGAAGAGUCAGUGAGUUGAAUUCAUGAUUUUCAUUUAUUAAUACCAAAAUGCAGCUGGUCCAUUUCUCAUGUUAUCCUUAAGGGCUAGCAGAACAAAAUGGCAUCAAACAAAGUUUUUCAUCCUCUUUGUUAGCCUCUAUCUGAUCUACGCCCUAAAGAGGGCAUUUCCUAGUGUGUCAUUUCCUUUAAAUGUGUCAUUUCUUUGAAAUGUGUCAUUUCCUUUAAAUGACACCUUAGGGUCAUUUAAAGGAAAUGACCCUGGUCUGGAAAUAAAAUGUUAGGGCGUUCCCUAACAUGUCAUUUCCUUUAGCUUUAGCUUUGCAACUAGCUAAAAGAGAUAGAAGAAAAACACAGAAUUAUUUAUUCUCAACAAUAGUAUAUUUACUGCCACCUAGAGUCAGAUUUACAUCAUCGCUUUGUUUCAGGUUGAUUAGUUUUGCUCAACAUCAGCAGGUUUAUCUGUCAGUUUAUCAUCCAGUGAUCAGAACAGUUUUCCUUCAGCUCCAUGAGGGAUCAUUAUAGAUCCGUUAUAGAUUUCCACAGAAUGUUGAGUAUAAACAUUUGUCCUUUUAAUCCGCCUUAAAUUAUCCGCCUUAAAUGUAGAUAAAUAAAAUUGUUCCAGAGGUUCAAAACUCACUUUUUUUGAUUAUUUUUGGAUUAUUUUUUCUUUAUGUGUGAAGCAGCUGAAAUGACAUUUUGUUAAUAAACUGAUCUGAUUUAAGGUGGACGUGUCUUUAAUUUGUAGAAUUGAUUCUUUAUUAGUUGUUGUGACAUUUGAUCCACCUUAACCUGUUGGUGAGUUAAGCAGAACUCCUUAUCAUUAAUUUACAGGUAAUUUGUUGAAAUGUUUGGUGAUAACAAUCAAAUUUUUAAUCUUAAAAUUAAAACCA
Messenger RNA from Xiphophorus maculatus (southern platyfish), 4728 nucleotides. RefSeq lists its product as uncharacterized. NCBI's taxonomy places the organism in Eukaryota, Metazoa, Chordata, Actinopteri, Cyprinodontiformes, Poeciliidae. Gene Ontology annotation, biological process: T cell activation; positive regulation of ERK1 and ERK2 cascade; interleukin-15-mediated signaling pathway. Gene Ontology annotation, molecular function: MHC class II protein binding; protein tyrosine kinase binding. The record is from RefSeq and is a predicted model, not a curated record. Gene Ontology annotation, cellular component: external side of plasma membrane; membrane raft. The transcript is spliced from 15 exons. The coding region runs from base 2501 to 3514 and encodes 337 amino acids.